Molecule: messenger RNA, 945 nt
Organism: Cotesia congregata
Lineage: Eukaryota; Metazoa; Arthropoda; Insecta; Hymenoptera; Braconidae
Source: the annotation of a GenBank genome assembly
AUGUCAGCUGUAAGAAGAGUAUUUACACAAAAUCUUAUAAAAAGUUUCAAUUCUUUUAAAACACCAGGAAAGUCUCUAAGAUGCUUUGCUACAGAAGCAACAGAAAAUAAAAUUAUUCAAGAUAAAUUAGAAUCUAAUAAUAAUAAUAAUAAAUAUGAACCUCACUCAUCAACGCCUACUGGUCGUGGACCAGUUGUACCGGAGCAGUACCGAUUUAUUUAUCCAGAAUUUUUACCGGAUCCAACACCACAACAUCGCAAUAAUAUGAGAGAAAAAUUAGAACGUAUGGAUAUGUUGUCAAGAAGAAAAGUGAUAGAUAUUCCAGAGUUUUAUGUCGGUUCAAUACUUGCUGUUACUUAUACAGAGCCACAUGCUCCAGGAAAAUCUAACAGAUUUGUUGGAAUUUGUAUUAAACGGACAGGUUGCGGUUUACGAGCUGAUUUUUUGCUAAGAAACGUAAUCGACCAUCAAGGAGUGGAAGUACGGUUUGAUAUGUAUGACCCGGCUAUCCAAAAAAUCGAGUGCUUGAGACUUGAAAAAAGAUUAGAUGACGAAUUGUUGUAUCUGAGAGAUGCACCUAAUGAGUUUAGUACAGUUCCAGUUGACAUGGAACCAGAGUAUCUACCAGAAGGAGCUCCAGUCCCUGUCAACAAAACUAUAGUACCUUUAAAACCAUUACCUUGGGGCACUAAGUGGGAACAAAGUAAUAUGAAAGGAUUAUCAGCUAACCUUGAUUUAUUGACUAAGAAUCGUCUGAGAAAACGAGAUGCCAGUGCUAAACCCUGGGAAAAAUAUGAUCUUAUGAAAAUAUACAGAGAAACUAUUCCUGAAGAAGAACAACAAGCUAUUUAUUCAGAAGUUUUUAUGAAACUUCACAGCUUAGAGUUAUCAAGAAAGAAGCUCAAACGUAAGCGUGAUUUUGUUCGUCCAACUAAAAAAGCUUAA